AUGCCUCUCGUGUUAUCCCGAAUGGCUUCACUUAACGCUACUGUGAGCCUUCCACUUUGGGACCACCGCAAAAGGCUAACGUGUGCAUCUUCGUCACCUCCGGUAUGGAAGCAGAGCCGACGAGUAAUCUCCGUCUCUUUCCUCCUGUCCCGCCUCCUUCUCCUCCCUAAAGAUGCCAUGGCGGGUAGCUUGAUUGAUAAGUACGUCAAGAGGAAAAGACUUGAUCCACUUGAAGCAUAUGUACCACCAGUUAUUCUAGCUCAGCUUCAAUUCCAAGAUCUUGAGAAAAUUUUGAGUGUGGACAAGCCUGAAUUCGAGGCAUGUAGAUCGGUACUCAGGUCUGGUCCUGCUAGCUCUUUGCGUGUAAACAUUCGAGCCGUUGCUCAGUACGCUUCAGAUGCUGGUUAUUCCCAAACCGCGUCUAAUGAUGUUGAUCGCUGUCUAAGAGCACUGGAAGAAAUGGAUUCGCUUUUUCUACGUGCUUCAAGGAAGGAUCCAAAUGCAACUGUUCAGUUGAUGAAGUCACAGCUUGGAACAGCGUUGACAGCACUAGACAGCCUUUUACAAACAGUUCCUUCUGAAGUUCUUGAUAAAGGGAAAGCUAUGGUUGAAAUCUACAGAUCACCAUCCGAAGAAGAUGACAAUGUUUCAGACUCCUCUGAGAUACAGCAGCUCCAGUCAAUACUGUGA
Messenger RNA from Eruca vesicaria subsp. sativa (arugula), 690 nucleotides. The record is from the annotation of a GenBank genome assembly. Lineage: Eukaryota; Viridiplantae; Streptophyta; Magnoliopsida; Brassicales; Brassicaceae.